Messenger RNA from Cryptotermes secundus, 1912 nucleotides. RefSeq lists its product as uncharacterized. The transcript is spliced from 5 exons. Lineage: Eukaryota; Metazoa; Arthropoda; Insecta; Blattodea; Kalotermitidae. Bases 557 to 982 code for a protein of 141 amino acids. The record is from RefSeq and is a predicted model, not a curated record.
UUUUGGUAUGAUUUAGGGAAUCAGUAGGAUCAUUCGAGAGAAAUUCAGUUUUCUCAUAUUUUGACAAAUUAUGGUGUUCGUGAUAUUAUUCCGCUGUUGCAAGUUCUAAUUGGGAUUCUGGUAAACUUCGCAACGUCUGCUCUGAGGGUGAUGUUUCUAGUAGAAUGCACAUUUUUACUGUUUUAUGCCCUUUCUCGCCUGUAACAUACCAAUCCGACUGAAGGAAGUUGUGAGAGCUGAUGGUCCAUAUUGAAUUGGUUGGAGUUGCAGGUCACACAAAUGCAUUUUUUUGCACCUCUGCAAUGUAAAUUUGUAGAGAAUAUUGCUGUUUCUAGGACGGAGCUCCGUGCAGUCUGGUAACCCCUUACCGACGUUUUGGAAGCAAGAGGUUCACUCAAAAUGGGUGAACUAGGUGCCUUCAAAACUGAGCAACAAUCUGUUAAGACUACACAAGUUGUAAUAAGACACUAAGCUUCUGCCGGCCUCUACUGUGAGAAGAAGGAAGUCCAUGUCAGUGUGUGUUUGUUCACAAUAAUUAGUAUGUUUGCUUACAGACAUGGGCAAAUAUUCAGAGCUAGGAAUGCCGAGAAUUCUGCUACAGAGAGCUGAAGAAACAUUUCCUGCAGUGACAGAAAGGAUGAACUGUACAAAUUCAGAGAAGGUUUUUGUUGGUCCAUAUGGUGAGAUAUAUCCAGCAAGUCAUGAUGCAAACCAGGCAGUGAAUAUAAAAGCUGAGGAAGUCUCAGACUCACAAGAGGAAGUGGAUCCUCUGCAAAUAACAGUUCAGGAAGUAAAGGCUGAACCUGAGAACUGUACAAAUUCGGAGAAGGCUUUAGUGGGUCCAUAUGGAGAGACAUACCCAACACGUCAUGAUGCAAGUCAGACCAUGAAUGUAAAAUCUGAGGCAGUCUUAGAUGCAGAUCCUGUCCUAAUAACAUUUCCGGAAAUAAAGGCUGAACCUGAGGCAACUGUACUACGUUGAAUGUUGCGUGUGAUGUACCACUCCACUAAGCAGUGCUUUGUUACUACAUCACAGAGUUUCCAGGAUCUAUAAAUGCUGAAGUUUAUGAUUUAUUUAUUUUCUGUCUUCGAUGCAGUCUGUAUCCAUGUAAUAACGUAGAAGUGUCAUUGUGUUGAGGAUUUGUUAUAGGAUAACUAAUGGUUCUCUAUAGCUUUGUGAUAAUGUUUGACAGAUUAUAAACACGUGUUGUCUGUUGCCCUUUUGUUUUAAGUAAAUUUAAUAUACCUGACACUGUUGGAGUUGCCUCUGUACCUGAUGUCAGGUGAUUGGUUGUCAUAACAGAUGUUUUUUGUUGUUAUAUUUGGUUAGACAGAAAGGUGACUAAACAUUGGCUGGUUCACACUGACUAAUGCACCACUGGCUGGCUGCAAGGUGCAUACAAAUUUUGCAAGUGUAUCAGUAUGCCUGUGGCCAGUAACAUUUGGAAUGAAGUAUACAAUUCACAGCUCACAGAAGUUGUUGAAAAUGCUGUCCCCCUACAUGUAGACAUUCCUUGCACCAGCAGAAGGGGUUUAGAUUAACCCUUAAAGCUGUUGUGCCAGAAUUGUUGCAAUUUCCCUAUGAAUAUUCUUUUUAGUUCUUCCAGGUGGUGUUUACUGUUUUAAACUUUGCCCUGCAAAGAACCACAGAAGAAAAUAUAUAAGAAUUAAGGUUGGGUGAAUGUGCCUGCCAAAUACUAGUGCUGAUAUUUCUGUCCCUGAAAGUACCAGGCACAGCUGGCAUAGAUGUACGUAAAAUGUGGGCAGUAGCUUAGUCUUGCUGAAACCAGCCAUAGAGUCUUUUUUCUUUUGUAACUCUCGAAAGAAUUGUCUGAGAAUCACCUGUACAUAAUUUUUUUUUACUUGGUGGGGUGGGACUAAGUUCCUUCUAUGGUGGCCUCUUCUGUCCUAU